Pieris macdunnoughi is the source of this 300-nucleotide messenger RNA. Lineage: Eukaryota; Metazoa; Arthropoda; Insecta; Lepidoptera; Pieridae. The record is from the annotation of a GenBank genome assembly.
AUGCUGGACAAUAAGAGUGAGAUACCUUUAUGUGAACAUCUAUACGGGUGCAAUGAGGACAUGGACACAUGGGAAUGUUUAAUGAAUGGUAGACCAGUGGGAUGUCAUCAAUGCCUGUAUAGACAUAGUUUAAAUGAUUUCAGAGCUUCUAGACACACCCAAAAUAAGGGAACUAUAGUCCACAAUUCUGGGCAAGUGAUAAUAAGAUCGAAAAGUAAAGUGGAGCUGGGAAUAGAAAUAGCUGCAGUUGUUAUGUGCCUAAUUUCUAUUGUUGCUGCCAUCAUUUUCUUCAUCAAAUAG